AUGUUUAUAAAUUCCUAUGCUGAAGAAUUAAAUACAAUAGUUGGCAAUGCUUUUCGUAUGGCAUACGUGGCGCAAUUACAGCGCCAGCCAAUUAUCCAGGAUGUGAUCUCACCUCAAUCAACGACUAUUUAUCGGAAAGAUUCCGCCCAAGAACAAAAAAACGUCUGGAACAAACCACUGGGAGGUGACAAUAACUCGAAAGAGAAUAAAGUUAUCAGCGGUAGCGGCGGAGGGGGCGGCGGUUUAGUGGGUGGCUGCAGAACCCCGUCCUCAAAUUCGUGGCUGAAGAGUCGCUCGGCGCCCACGUCUCGUUCUGGAAACGGCACAUCAACUGCGGACAUGAACGUCCAGCUUGGAAGUGCCGGCUCGCCCACGCUGCGACUCGCCAGCGUUAAGACACCAAACUCAAUACCAGGCCUGAGACCGUCCCACCCGUUCUCCAACGUCCUGGGACCACUAACGAACCAAGAUGACCCAAAGAGCAUUUCGCAACAAAGUACGCCGAGCAGCGACGAGAGUAAUUCCCCGACGGAGCUGAACUCGUACAAGAGACUGACGGACAAGCCCCCGCUGAUAAAGCGGCUGACAAUGGGCCUCACGGGCGGAGUCCUGGGUCUCAAUAGCGAGGACGACAGUUGUCCCCUGGUAAGCGGGAGUAGCACGCCAACUAGUCCAACAAAUCGACCGCACUCAGGUGGAUACAUAAAUGAAGCUAUUAUUGACAACGAGGCCACCAGAACGACUUACAAUAAGAUUCCGGCGUCCGACAAUAUCGACAAUACUAUCAAUGUUUCAAUUACCACCAAGAAUUUCAAUAUCGAGAACAACAGACUGGCGCCUGACAAUUCGCCGAACAGUGGCGACACUGAUUUUAAAACAAAACGCCGCUCUCAAAUCAGCACUUCAAGCAGCUCCGUACCAGCUGAUGGAAGUACUCACGGCUCGACGCCCACUCCACCCCCACUUCCCGAAAGAACUGAUAGUCUUAAUAACCGGUGUGAGGAAGGCGAACUUAGAAAAGCUCCUUGGUUUCAAGCUGGUAUACCUAGGGAAAUAACGCUGGAGGUGUUGAGCCAAGAACCGGAAGGUGCUUUCAUGGUUAGAGAGAGUACUAGCAAACCUGGAUGCUAUGCAUUAUCCUUGCGCGUUCCACGUGACUUUCAACCCAGUGGAAUUGCUCACUAUCUCAUCAUGCGAACAAACAAAGGCUACAAGAUAAAAGGCUUUACAAAGGAAUUUACAACCCUAACUGCACUAAUAACUCACCACUCAGUAAUGAAGGAGCUAUUACCUUGUCCUCUGUCUCUAAGCCGCUACAAUCCGAGCUUCGUCAAGACAGACUCCAACAAAGACUUCGCCGACAUUGAUUCAGACCCUGAUUACAAUACUCUAGCGGACUUUCGUAAAAUGAUGGCUGAUUUAAAUGUCUAA
This is a messenger RNA of Cotesia congregata, 1431 nucleotides long. The record is from the annotation of a GenBank genome assembly. Lineage: Eukaryota; Metazoa; Arthropoda; Insecta; Hymenoptera; Braconidae.